UCCUUCUCCCUUCAAGUUCUGCUCCAUUGUGCCAGGCUGCGGAUUUCAUUCGUGCGCGGCUGUCGAGUCCGUCUUGCCUUUAGGUCCUUCUUUUUCUUGUUGUUGGGAUCCUUUGCGCCGCCCCUGUCGUUUUUCGGAGGCGCCGACCUCGUUUCUUGUGGUACCGCAGAGAGGCGCAGCAGCAGCCAUGGCGGAAGAGGGAGCGAGCGUGAAUGUUGGCGCGAAGGAGACGGGUAAGGUGAAAUGGUUCAACAGCAGCAAGGGGUUCGGGUUCAUCACGCCCGACAAGGGUGGGGACGAUUUGUUCGUGCACCAGACGAGCAUCCACGCCGAGGGGUUCCGUUCGCUUCGUGAGGGCGAGGUGGUGGAGUUCCAGGUGGAGUCGAGCGAGGACGGGAGGACGAAGGCGUUGGCCGUGACGGGUCCCGGGGGUGCGUUCGUUCAGGGCGCGAGCUACAGGCGCGACGGGUACGGUGGUGGAGGCCGCGGCGGAGGUGAGGGAGGAGGUCGAGGGUUCGGCGGGGGUGCUGCGAGAGGCAGGGGCCGCGGUGGGCGAGGCUCGGGAGGGUUUGGCGGUGAGCGCGGCGGCGUGGGUGGGGGCGACCGGUCUUGCUACAACUGCGGCGAGGGAGGUCACAUGGCGCGCGACUGCCAGAACGAGUCGACGGGGAAUGCGAGGCAGGGGGGCGGCGGCGGCGGUGGCGUAAGGGGGAGCCGGAGCUGCUACACCUGUGGAGAGGCUGGGCAUUUUGCGAGGGACUGCACUCCUGCAGCCGCUGCCUAGGCGUUUCCGAGUAGAAGCAAUUUUUUAACAUCCUCCUGUGUCUAGAUGGGAAGGCCGAGCCGGGGCUGAGUGGGUUGGCCGAGGCAGCGCCUCGCGGAGCACACUGUGGCCGCCAGACCGUGGAGCGUUUCGGCGGUGACGCGGUCUGCUUGGUUUGUACCAGGCAGGAGGGUAGUGCUUUGCUUGACUUUGUUUUUUAAACCGCUUCCGGUGUUGGUCGUCGUGGAUGUGGCUAGGGUUUCGUCUGCACUGAGGCCUGCAUGGCUGCGGGUAUGACGUAGUAUGCAGAAGAUAGGUUUGUGUGUGACGGCGAAUUUCUCUGCCAUUAGCGGGGCCGGAGAGAAGUCUCCUCGGAAGGGUAGCGGUCGGCAGGGUCCGAGAGCUCCUCCGCGAUGGAUGGUUUGCGAGGUCCACCUUUGGAGUCAGUUGAAGGAGAGGGGGUGGAAUCGGCAGGCACCGGUCGGAGGGGUGCGCGCCGAGAAGGGUUUAUGUUGUGUCAGCGGGUCGAAGAAUAGGCCGAAGCCUUACGUUUGUCAAGUCAAUCUUAAGCUUUGUUCGCUGUUUGAAAGACCCGCGAAAUGUAAUUGAAGAUCACAAGGAAGGCAAUUAUACGGGUAGAUGAUUUUUUUCUC
Molecule: messenger RNA, 1416 nt
Organism: Physcomitrium patens
Lineage: Eukaryota; Viridiplantae; Streptophyta; Bryopsida; Funariales; Funariaceae
Product: cold shock domain-containing protein 4
Molecular function (GO): nucleic acid binding; zinc ion binding
Source: RefSeq, a predicted model, not a curated record